AUGAGGAGCCCGCGAGAGCUGGCAGACCGAUCAAAAUAUUGCCGCUUCCAUCGGCAGCAUGGGCAUGACACUGAACAGUGUCGUGAGUUAAAAAGGCAGAUCGAGGAGCUCAUCCAUAGAGGGCAUCUCGGCCAGUACCUUCGACCAGACAAGGAACUUUCGCCAUGCCCGGAGGGCCCUCUCGAGCGACACAUCGAUGUGAUAGCCGGCGGCCCCGCGUUUGGCGGGGGCUCCAUGAUGGGAAGAAAGGCUUACGCCAGAGCCGCCCCGACCGAAGCUCACGGGAACGGGCCCGAACCCGAGAUCACUUUCCCGACCGGAGCAUCCGAACAACCCGAGCACGACGAUGUGCUUGUGAUAUUGGCCAGGAUCGCCAACGCGCAAGUAAGGAGGAUCAUGGUCGAUACCGGGAGCUCAGCUGACAUACUUUACUUCGAUGCCUUCCAAAAGCUCGGCUUGGCUAGGGAGAACAUGAAGCCAAUGUGCUCGGCGCUCACUAGAUUCACCGGAGAUUCAAUCUCACCGUUGGGAGCUAUCACCCUGCCCUUAACCUUGGGGGCCCCGCCGAGGUCGAAGACAGUAAUGACCACUUUUCUAGUGGUCGACCUCCCCACCGCGUACAACGCCAUCCUCAGCCGACCAACCCUCAACAAG
Molecule: messenger RNA, 654 nt
Organism: Musa acuminata subsp. malaccensis (wild Malaysian banana)
Lineage: Eukaryota; Viridiplantae; Streptophyta; Magnoliopsida; Zingiberales; Musaceae
Source: RefSeq, a predicted model, not a curated record